GAAACUACGGCAUUCCGCCCAGACGCCUUCAAGCAGUGCACUCGUGAUGCGCGCCGUCUCGAGCAACCCGGCAAUGCUUCUCGUGGCCACUGCGGCGUUCACGGCCCCUUCGAUGGCCCAAGACACCGACCCUAUCUGCAUUGGUUACCGGAACACGUACCUUGCGGCUGAGAAGAAGUGUAAUGACGUCGCGGCCGCGCUCGACCCUCCCGUCAAAUUGCAAGCGCAAGCGGCGUUUUGCAAGAUCCCCGAGUGCAAAGCUGCGAUUGACGCCUCUCUCAUGUAUAAAACACAAGCUGGUGCUCUGGGUACUUGCAAACGCCUGGACGUCACUGUACUUCCUGGGAUGUGGUGCUCGUCUGAAUGCUCGAAAGCCGUGGCAAUCUUGUCGAACUCGUCACUGACGUACUGCAAUCAGAGCAUGGUUGCGCAGCAGGAAAAGUACUGCCAAGCUUGCGUCGAUAUGUUCGACCACCACAAGACGAUGAACCAACUGUGCUCGUUCAACAGCGCGACCGACACUUCGUACAUUUCGCAAAACUUGAAUGCGUUUGCUGUUCCGAUCAACUACUGCAGAACGACAUUCAAGAACGCCGACUUCAAGUUUCCCUCGGACCCAAAUGUUAUCGCAUCGACAUCAUCGUCGACGACCUACAUCGGUAUCGGUGCUGGCGUCGUCGUGCUCAUCUUGAUUGUGGUGGGCGUCGUUGUGUAUCGCCGUCGGCAAGCGGUCAACAAAGGCGGAUCAGUUACGACCGGUAGUCACGCUGGGUACUACUCGAACAACGGGACGCCCAACUUGCGCACCGUUGGAAGCGGCAACAUGGGAGGGCACACCGCCCAAGGCACCGUGGCGGACGACAUCCGUUUCGACCCGGACUUGGCACGAUUCCGCAUUCCCCAAGAGCAAAUCCAGAACGUGACGUUGCUCGUCAAGGGCGGAUACGGCGUCGUGUUCCGAGCGACGUGCAAUGGCACCGACGUCGCGAUGAAGCAACUCCUUCCAUCCAAGGCAAAAGACCAGCACGCGAUCCAAGAAUUUAUGAACGAAAUCCGCCUCUGCGCGCGACUGGAGCACCCCAAAAUCGUCAAGUUUAUCGGGAUCUCGUGGUCCACGCUGCACGAUUUGGCUGUGCUCUCUGAGUUCAUGCCGAACGGCGACGUGACGGACCUGCUCAAGGCCGAACGCAAGCGGUCACCCAAGGACCGCAUCUUCCUAUGGGAUCCCCGUGCAUCCAACUUUGGUACGUCCAAGACGGCCGUCGCUGCCGACGUUGCGGACGCGCUCAGCUUUCUCCACUCGUUCGUUCCGACCAUCAUCCAUCGUGAUUUGAAGUCCAAGAACAUCCUGAUGAGCUCCAAGUGGGAAGCCAAGCUGAGUGAUUUUGGGAUCUCACGCGUCACGAGCCGCGACAACACGAUGACAAGCAACAUCGGGACCGUCGCGUGGAUUGCCCCCGAAGUCCUCACGGGCGGCCACUACUCGGAGAAGGCCGACAUUUACAGUUUUGGUGUGUUCCUGAGCGAAUUGGACACGCUCGAGUCGCCGUACGCUGAUAUGAGCGAGAAGAACGCCGGCGGGUUCUCGAACGCGCGUAUUGCCAUGAUGGUCAGUGAAGGCGCGUUGCAGCCAACGUUCACGGACGCCGUGCCAAGCGCGAUCUUGGAGCUCGCCCAUCAGUGUCUGUCCUUCCAUGAUGUGAACCGGCCCACGGCGCGCGAGGUUGCGGCGGCGUUGCGCGCCCUGUUGUAGUAUGAUCGCACAGCUGAACCGAUGUUUUGUUAUUGAUGCGCAACAUUCGUAUCUGCUCUGGUCCAACUCGACCCGAGUCCCGAUAGACGUCACUUAUGCCUGGAUAGACGGGUGGCUGUCCGAGGCGAUGCCGUCGCCCCGGACAGAAUCAAUGUUUCGACGCACCAAUUUGAUUGAGUAUGAUUGGUGUAAAAUGAAAAUAAUCCACCAAUCCGAAUGCGAGA
Messenger RNA from Aphanomyces invadans, 1977 nucleotides. RefSeq names its product TKL protein kinase. The record is from RefSeq and is a predicted model, not a curated record. The coding region runs from base 47 to 1753 and encodes 568 amino acids. Gene Ontology annotation, molecular function: protein kinase activity; ATP binding. Gene Ontology annotation, biological process: protein phosphorylation. NCBI's taxonomy places the organism in Eukaryota, Oomycota, Saprolegniomycetes, Saprolegniales, Verrucalvaceae. The transcript is spliced from 2 exons.